AAAGUCGAACUGCCAGCGCUACAACGGCCAUAUCGAUAAAAUAAGUGCCGUACAGUCAAUAUUUUGGCGCCCCCUCGUUCGCGAAAGGUAUAUGAGAGUGUUCGACUAGGGAGAUAUAAAAAUUCUUGGAAACUAAGCUAUUUCUUAUAUUUCAACGAUAUUGAACACGUGACAAGACAAAUCUUUAAUAUUUCAAAGGGUAAACGUUGAAUUAUUAUUAUUAAAGACGAAUAUCGGAGAGAAAAAUAUAUAUAUUAAAGACUAAAGUGAAGAGGGAGCCGUGAAACGCGUGACAACGUCACUGCGCCACGAUUACUGCCACGAUGGCCGAGGAGGCAGAGAUAAACGAUAAAGCAACGAUGGAAACUAUAGCACAGAAUAUUCUUGAGGUCAGUAGUGGAGGCGGGUCCACGACGAACGACGUAAGUACGCUUGAAUUUCAAGCUUCGCAAGUAAUUUCUCGUCUCGAAGAAGCUGUUGAAAGGGGUGCCGAUGGCGGUGGUACAACUUGGAACAAUACUUCGGGUUUUCUUUCGCGUGCGAAAAGUCCUGAAGAAAUAUUAAGUUUGAUACAGGAUUUAGUUAUCCAUGAAGAUGCACCGCAAACUACUGAAGAUGAUACGGGAGAACCAGCAAAUAGUCAAGUUACUAAUUUACCUACUUUGACGGAAACAGCAAAGCUAGCUUUAAUAGCACAUACUAUCUCUGCUUAUGCAGUUGCACUUCCAAGGUCUCAUGCUCAAAGAUUAGCUGGUCGCUUAGCUGCAGACACAACGCGAUGGCUUAGUCAUAUUUUUCGGUUUAUGGAUUGUGCUUCUUCGUUCCAUGAAGAUCAUUUGGAAGGAUUGGUUAGAGUAACUAGACUAGCUCUACAUCGUAAAUAUCCUAGAUAUAUGGAAGAAGGAUUUACAGCUCUUGCUUCAUCGUCACCUCUUAUUUAUAGCUCAGUAGCUGCCCCUUUAGCUGUUGUUCAACAUUUGUGUAGACAGCUUUCUUUACCACUUCAUUGUGUAAGACCUAUUCCUCAUAAUACUAUGUUCGGGUCACGUUAUAGUAUGGAUAUUGCUGCAUUAGAAAGACGUUUAGCAGAAGAUACGCAAUCUAAUAAUGUUACACCGUUAUUAGUUUUGGCAGAAGCAGGAUCUGUAUUAACAGGACAUUGUGAUAAUAUCACACGAUUACGUGCUAUUUGUGAUAAGUAUAAUGUUUGGUUACAUUUGAGAGGUCAUUCCUUAGCAGCAUUAGCAUUGAAUAAUUCUACAAGAGAUUUGCCUUCAAAGAUCGCAGAUAGUAUUACUUUACCAUUAGGUGUAUGGUUAGGUAUACCAUCAUUACCAGUUGUUACAUUGUAUAGAUUAACAGAUACAAAAGGUGGAAGACCCACUACACGAGACACAACAUUAUCCCUUAUGUCUGGUUUAAUGGCAGAUUCAUUGUCAAGAAAGUUACCAACAUUACCUUUAUGGUGUACAUUGCAAGCUCUAGGUAGAGAUGGUGUACAAAAUAGAUUUAAACAAUGUUUUUCAGCAAUUGAAGAAUUGUACAAUAAAAUUAAAAAACUCAGUUGUAUCAGUUUAUUGAGUCAAACACCUGGUGGUGAAUCUGGAUCAUAUACAAUAAACGAUCUUUUAACGAACCCUGUUAACAGUUCACAAAUAUUUGAAAUUGUUUCAAGUUCAUUAGUUUUUCAGUUCGUACCUGCAGAUCGUGAUCCUCAAGCCAUAGAACGUGUACCGCCUUAUUACGAUAAAUUAAAUUCUUGGUUGGGACAAAUAUUGCAGAGGGAUAUAGAAAAUGUGCAAAUAGAACUUUGUGAAAUUGAACAUCAUGGUGUCGCUAUUCGCAUUUGUCCUUUGGAAAGUCCUGAACAGCCACCAACUUCUGAAGAUAUAGAUAAUGUAGUAGCAUGUCUGGAGCAACAAAUAGAAAUAUUGUUGGCCACAGUUGAGCACAAAGAUACUUUCGUUCGUUUAGUUUCUGAGAAUGAUUCAUUACACCUGGUAGAAAUGCCAGGUUGGGCAGGCUUAGGUGGUGUUAGAUAUGCUCCGCCAACUUGGAUCCAUGUUAUGACGGAUCAAGCUAAAGAAGAAUUGAAUAAAUUAAAUACGCAAUUAGUAGAAGCUUUACGGAGUACAGAUGCUGCUUUUUCUCUUGGCGAAGGAGCAGAUGGAUUAGCUUGUGUGCGAUUUGGCAUGGUUACACAAGAUACAGAUGUGGCAGAAUUAUUGUCUUUAGUUCUUCAAGUAGGGCAAGAGGUGGAAGCGAGCUCAAAAUUAUUAGAUACUAUAUCAGAAGUGGUUAAAAGAGGUAUCGAAGCAGCACAAACAGAUUUAGAGAGAGAAAAUGCAGAAAAGCUUUGGCAAGAGGGUAUCUUAAGGCAUGUACCUGUAGUAGGAACAUUAGUCAAUUGGUGGAGUCCUCCUUCUAAAGAAACUGGAGUGCGAGGACGCAGUUUAAAUUUACAAGCUGGAGUUGUCGAGAGUACGGAAAAUAUUUAUAAGUAUCAUAUGCAAUUACAACCAAAUGCAACUAACAGCAAUGGUUCUGGUGCAAGAACACCACCUCAACCACUUGUACAAACACCUGUUGGAGCUGGAAGCCAAAGUCAUAGUCGAUCAUCCAGUCAUUCCAGUCUUCAAAGUGGUAAAAGUAUUUCGGUAAUAACAAAUACUACUUGUCAUCCUCAAGUUAAAGAAGAAUCUAGUGAAGUUAAAUCGUAGUAAAUAUUACACACAUUAUGAAUAUAACAAUGAUUUCUCUCUUCAAAUAAUAAGAAAAGUGGACUUGACAGGUAAGCAAUGAAUUUAUAAAAAAAUUAUGUAAAAUAUUUUCAAAAAAAGAUACAUUAAUAUUUAUAGAGUGAAGUAUUAAUUCCAAAAUUUGUAUAUUAAAAAGCUUGUUAACAACAUCGUAAAGUAAAAGAUUGCUAAUUGCUUCUUAAGCGAUUAUAUAAGAGCUAUGAAUCAUUUUAUAUUUCUAAAUAUUUUUUUUUUUUUUUUUUUUUUUAACGAAAACUUUUAUUAUAGACAUUUUCUUUAUGAAUCUAAUUCAUUUUUAAAUUGUCCUUGGCCCUGUGUACUUAUUAAGUGUAUCAAAUUAUUUCUUUAACGAAUUGAUAUAAUUAACCACGUGGUGAUACAUUUUUUUUUCAUAGCACAAUAUCUUUCUUUCUAUAUCAUUGAAAACAAUAUUAUAUUAUUUUCUCAAUAUAAGAUUAAUGUGAAUAAACUUGAUGGAUAAUAACAAAUAGAUACAUUUAUGACAAA
Molecule: messenger RNA, 3266 nt
Organism: Vespa mandarinia (Asian giant hornet)
Lineage: Eukaryota; Metazoa; Arthropoda; Insecta; Hymenoptera; Vespidae
Product: pyridoxal-dependent decarboxylase domain-containing protein 1
Biological process (GO): carboxylic acid metabolic process
Cellular component (GO): intracellular membrane-bounded organelle
Molecular function (GO): carbon-carbon lyase activity; pyridoxal phosphate binding
Source: RefSeq, a predicted model, not a curated record